Messenger RNA from Dioscorea cayenensis subsp. rotundata (Guinea yam), 1908 nucleotides. Its product is annotated as cytochrome P450 94C1. Gene Ontology annotation, molecular function: heme binding; iron ion binding; oxidoreductase activity, acting on paired donors, with incorporation or reduction of molecular oxygen. The transcript has a single exon. The coding region runs from base 158 to 1702 and encodes 514 amino acids. NCBI's taxonomy places the organism in Eukaryota, Viridiplantae, Streptophyta, Magnoliopsida, Dioscoreales, Dioscoreaceae. The record is from RefSeq and is a predicted model, not a curated record.
ACCCCCCUCCCUCCCAGUCCUUAUCCAUCAUCUCCCUCCCUCUUAUUACUUUGUGUUUGCAUAUAUAUAUAUAUAUAUAUAUAAAGGAAGCGGUGCUAGAUAGAUUAUAUAUAGUCAGUCGACUCCCAAGGGUGGGUGGUGUGUUUGUUGGUUAUUCAUGGAUUCAAUGGAAAGCAUGGUCUCAAGUCUUCAGACAUACAUGUCCUUGGCCUUCUUCUUAUUCACUGGUGUUUUUCUCAUAUUUGCUCUAGCGCUGAAGAUCUUGAGGUCGAGCCCAUGGUGCAGCUGCGACGUGUGCCGAGCCUACGCGUCGUCGUCGUGGACGGCGGAGUUUGACAAUCUCUGUGACUGGUACACGCACUUGCUGCGGCUCUCUCCGACACGCACCAUUCACAUCCAUAUCCUCGGAAACACCAUCACGGCCAACCCAGACAACGUUGAGUACAUGCUCAAGACUCGGUUUGAUAACUUCCCCAAAGGCAAGCACUUCUCCACCAUCCUCGGUGAUCUCCUUGGCCAUGGUAUCUUUAAUGUUGACGGUGAUUCAUGGCGGUUUCAGAGAAAGAUGGCUAGUCUUGAGCUGGGUAGCAACUCCGUCCGAUCUUACGCUGCUCGGAUUGUGUCCGAUGAGGUGCACGACAGGCUUCUUCCUUUUCUUUCCUCCGUCGCCGGCACCGGAGGAGUCAUUGACCUUCAAGACGUUUUCCGCCGGUUCGCCUUCGAUAGCAUAAGCAAGAUCUCAUUCGGACUCGACCGGGGAUGUCUCGAGCUGCCGGUUCCGAUGUCGGAGUUCGCUGCGGCAUUUGACCUUGCCACGAGACUCUCCGCACAGCGGGCGACAGCAACGUGGACGGCAACGUGGAAAAUCAAACGGUUGUUCAACUGGGGAUCUGAGAAGGAGCUCCAGCGUGCUAUCCGACUUGUUAACGUCUUAGCGGAAGAGGUGAUAAGACAGAGGAGAAAACUCGGGUUCACAGAGAACCAUGAUCUACUAUCCAGAUUCAUGGGCUCGGUCAACGAGGCCAAAUACCUCCGUGACAUAGUCAUCAGCUUCUUACUCGCCGGGCGCGACACGGUCGCAUCAGUUUUGACCAGCUUCUUCUUGGAACUAUCAAAGAACACGCGCGUUCAGCGCGCGAUACAGGACGAGAUCAACCGUGUUUUGAGGAACUCGAGCUCGAGCUGCGAGUUCGACCAGGUGGUGAACUACGAGCAAAUCAAGGAGAUGCACUACGUGCACGCGGCGCUUUACGAGACCUUAAGGCUUUACCCACCCGUGCAGCUCGAUUCCAAGUUCUGCUUGGAGGACGAUGUGCUCCCAGAUGGCACGUUCGUCAGCAAGAACACGAGGGUCACGUACCACCCCUACGCGAUGGGCCGGAUGGAAGACGCGUGGGGUCCCGAUUGUGAGGUGUUCCGUCCCGAGCGUUGGCUUUGUGACGGUGUUUUCAAUCCCGAGAACCCGUUCAAGUUCCCUGUUUUCCAGGCCGGGCUUCGAGUGUGCCUAGGCAAAGAGAUGGCUAUCAUGCAGAUGAAGACAGUGAUCGUGUCCAUUGUUCGAGCAUUUGACAUCAAUGCCAUUAAUGAAACCAGCAGCAGCCGACCCCCCAAGUUCGCACCAGGCCUUACAGCAUCCUUUGCCUCCGGUCUUAUGGCCCGCGUGAGCCGUAGAACCUCCAACGAUGGCACUUGCUCAUGCUAGCUAUUCCAAUGUAGAGGAUGUUUGAUAAAAUUCACACCAUCAUCAUCAUCAUCAUCAUCAUCAUCAUCAUCCUCCUCCUCCUAAACGGAUGUAACAUAUAUUCUUGUGAUUGGGAUAGGAUACAUGGCUGAUUGUACAUAUAUAUAUAUUUAUAUAUUUAUAUAUUUCACUAUUGGAAGCUUGAUCGAAAAUCAAGAAAUUAUUAA